UUCAAAGUUCAGAAACAUUGCGCAUGCGUACAAUGCGAAGAACAUCAUGGGUCACGUCUGACGUUGGAUCAACUAGAUACGUUGCUACAUUUAUAAACUAGCUAUAUAUUUUUUUUUAUCACAGACAUGACACGUUAACUCUGCACUUUUCAUAUUUUGUACUGUUAGCCAGACAUAUUUGACUACAUUGUUUAGCGUCAUCUGAAAGAAAGAAAUCAUGACUGCCAACGAGGAUCAAGAGAUGGAGUUAGAAGCCCUCCGUUCGAUAUACGAGGGGGACGAGUGCUUCAAGGAAGUCAGCCCGGUUUCAUUUCAGUUUAGGAUAGGAGAACAGGAGGACUCCAAAGCGUUCAUUCUGGAUAUUUCAUGGCCUGAGAUGUAUCCUGAAACGGCACCUGAAAUUUCUCUAGAUGGUUUUUUCAACAAAAAAAUAUCUUCAGAGACCAAGCAGCUGAUCAUCUCUGGGUUGGAGGAGCAGGUGGAGGCCAACCUGGGUACUGCCAUGAUGUACACCCUGUUCGAGUGGGCCAAAGACAACCAGGAAGCGCUGAUGGAGAACCACCAAGCUGUGGUCACUGCCGUGACACUAACAUCCAACAGUGACCUCAACGCCCCAGCCAAGAAGAAAGAGAAGAAGGAACAGCUGACCAAAUCACAGAAGAGGAAGAUCACAUGUAGAACUGAUAACAAAGGGGAGCUCCCCAGAGGCUGGGACUGGGUUGACGUCAUCAAGGUAUAUUCGCUCAGUCAGUUCACGGCAGUUGAUUUUGUGCCGACUAUUUUUGUUGUCCUGUCUGAUUUUUCAUUUUAUUUCACAAGACACCCUUAUUAUUGAUAGCACCCGUGUUGCCGCUAGCACCCGUGUUGCCGCGAGCACCCGUGUUGCCGCUAGCACCCUUGUUGCCACUAGCACCCUUGUUGCCACUAGCACCCUUGUUGCCACUAGCACCCUUGUUGCCACUAGCACCCUUGUUGCCACUAGCACCCUUGUUGCCACUAGCACCCUUGUUGCCACUAGCACCCUUGUUGCCACUAGCACCCUUGUUGCCACUAGCACCCUUGUUGCCACUAGCACCCUUGUUGCCACUAGCACCCUUGUUGCCACUAGCACCCUUGUUGCCACUAGCACCCUUGUUGCCACUAGCACCCUUGUUGCCACUAGCACCCUUGUUGCCACUAGCACCCUUGUUGCCACUAGCACCCUUGUUGCCGCAAGCACCCU
Molecule: messenger RNA, 1222 nt
Organism: Oncorhynchus keta (chum salmon)
Lineage: Eukaryota; Metazoa; Chordata; Actinopteri; Salmoniformes; Salmonidae
Gene: rwdd4
Product: RWD domain containing 4
Exons: 6
Coding region: 218-835 (205 amino acids)
Molecular function (GO): protein binding
Source: RefSeq, a predicted model, not a curated record